Microbotryum saponariae is the source of this 1633-nucleotide messenger RNA. Lineage: Eukaryota; Fungi; Basidiomycota; Microbotryomycetes; Microbotryales; Microbotryaceae. The record is from the annotation of a GenBank genome assembly.
AUGAGCAGGCAAGUAUGGAGCACACUCCGUGCUACUGUCGGCACGGCUUUCGCAGUGUGAGUGUACCUCUUUCUUCUUUAUGAAGUCUCGAUGGGGGCGACAAUUAACGUGGGGCAGGUGAAGCGACGUCACCCUGGCGUCCUGACUCGGACGGUGUAGCGGUACUGGCGACUUGCGCCUAAGAAGGACCGUAGCUGUUCACUGUAUGAAAAAUUCCCUCUGACCAAAGUUUUUGAUUGCAGUCAAGCUGUCUGCGCAUCCGUAGCGAUCCCGCUGCAGACCGAGAAGGUGAAAUGCGUCAUCAAGGCCGACGGAAGCGUCGCUGAUCUGAUGAACUCAGCAGAGACGUCAACUGACAUUACCCAGGAUUCAACAUCCAUAUUUUAUCUUAGUAUUAUGACCUGGCUGGAUCGGCAACGUUCAUUGGUUGCACUCUAGUGUCUCUGUGUAAGUCCGAUCUGUGGGAUCCAGCUUUUGCCUCUUGCCAUCGCUGCACGUGCCGGCGUUCGCUCACGUUAGGUUGUUACCCUUGAAGACUGGAGACCUUUACGAGCUGGUCUCCCCCUACCCUCCCCACUCACGUUCCAUCCACGCCAGAUUGUGAUGUCUGCGUUUUGCUGCAUCUGGGCCGGUCGACUCGGUUCCUUCUUGUUCCAGGUACGUCAUCGCACCGUUCCCGACGACUUUGACCGAGACGACUCACGUGACUCGGUUUUGUGCCUUCAAACUUUCCGUUUGACCAGAGAAUCCAACGAUCCGGCAGUGACUCGCGAUUUGAUGAGAUCAAAAAGUGAGCAUUCUCAUGUCGUUUUCGUUUCCCGAACAAAGAGCCUCGUGUUCACGGGCUUCGCCACUAUUUUCAGACAACCGACCAAGUUUGCCGGCGCGUGGGUUUUACAAGGCGUCUGGGUUUCACUCACCGCGUUUCCAGUGUUUUGUGUGAGUCACGUCACUGCACGGCGCCAGAUCAAGCAGUUCCGGAGUACUGAUCAUGCGCUAUAUGGAUGCAGGUCAAUGCGGUACCUGCCCAUCUGCAACCGCGCCUUGGCAUUCGAGACGCCAUCGCCUGUGCGCUGUGGUUGAGCGCUUUCGGUUACGAAGUGACCGCGGAUCGUCAAAAAUCGGCGUGGCGCGCCGCGAAGGAGGCGAAAGAGCACGACGAGAAAUUCAUCACCAGCGGUCUGUGGUCGCAAUCCAGGCACCCCAACUAUGUUGGAGAGGUGCUGCUUUGGGCUGCUCAAUUCGUUGGAUCCACCUCGGCGUUGUUGUCACCGGCCGUGGCCGGUCCCAUCAUCCCUCAUUGGUUGGGCUACCUCGCGGUCGCCAGCCCGAUGUUGGAAUACGCGUUGAUUCGCUACAUUAGCGGCGUUCCCAUGCUAGAGGUGCGUUAUCAUUCAUUGCAUUAGAUCUGCGUCCUCGCCGGAAGAGCUAACUAUUGCUGGCGUUGAUGUUCCCAUAGGAGUCUGGGGACAAAAAGUACGGCGACGAUCCAAGAUGGAAGGAGUACAAGCGGUAAGUCAAGGGCUCCCUAUGGGAUCGAGUCGCAUGCCUGAACUACUGUGAUUGAGCUUCACACCGCUCUAAUUCUUGUUACUAUAGCACGACACCUGUUUUCUUCCCUCGCCCCUGGUAG